UAUUUUUGGGAUAUUUUCUCUACUGCAGAUGCAGCUCAGGAAAACGCAGGGAGCAUGCUAAAGACCUGCAGCUAUUUGCCUUGUACAAUUUGCUCAUUUCUCUUUAUUUCUCUGUUUUCCUGCACUGAUCACUUAAAGGACAAUCUCUCUUGCAAACAAAAUCCCCGGAGCCUGAUUAGAGGGACUGAAGGCUCCCAGACACGGAUUGCCUGCCAGCCACAGCACGGUAAGGACAUGGACACUUUUGGCUAGCCUUGCAUUGCAGCUUUUUAAGCUUUGCUGAACGUUUAUUUGUGUCCAUCGCUUCCAAAUCAACACUGCUGGCAUGGCAGGCAGUCUCCAGCUCCUGGUCUCCAUUUUCAUUCCCUAAAAUCCUCAGCACUUGCGGAGCGGGCCCGGCAGGAGGCGGAGCGGGCCGCCGCACGUCCCCCGGCCGGUCGGCCGGCCCCCCCGCCAUGGGUCGGAAGCGCUGCGUGGGGGGAGACGGCUCCAAGAUGGCGGCGGGUUGCUGCGGGGUGAAGAAGCAGAAACUCUCCAGUUCCCCUCCCUCGGGCUCGGCCGGCCCGGGAGGCGGCGGCAGCGGCUCCCGCUGCGGCGGGGCGGCGGCGGCGGGGGGGGGAGGCGAGCCGGGGGCGCUGCCCCCGCCGGGGGGCCCCCGCCUCAACGGCCUUGGGGGGCUGGCGGGGGGCGCCGCCGGCUGCGCCCUCUCCCCGCCGCUGCCGCCCAGCUGCGGCGGGGGCCCCGCCGGCCUCUCCCCGCCGGCCGCCUCGCUGCUCUCCUCCCCCGGCGCCGGCUCCGGCGGGCCCGGCUGCAGGAAGAUGGUGGUGUCGGCCGAGAUGUGCUGCUUCUGCUUCGAUGUGCUCUACUGUCACCUGUACGGCUACCAGCCCCCGCGGAGCCCCCGCUUCACCAACGACCCCUACCCACUGUUUGUAACGUGGAAGAUUGGUCGAGAUAAACGAUUGCGUGGAUGCAUAGGUACUUUUUCUGCCAUGAACCUGCAUUCAGGACUCAGGGAGUACACACUUACUAGUGCCCUUAAAGAUAGUCGUUUCCCCCCAAUGACGAGGGAUGAGCUGCCACGGCUUUUCUGCUCAGUGUCUCUACUCACUAACUUUGAAGAUGUAUGUGACUACAUGGACUGGGAGGUGGGUGUACAUGGCAUUAGAAUAGAAUUCAUCAAUGAAAAAGGAUCAAAACGCACCGCCACCUACUUACCGGAGGUUGCAAAGGAGCAAGGAUGGGACCACAUUCAAACCAUAGAUUCCUUAUUGAGGAAAGGAGGCUACAAAGCUCCGAUUACUAAUGAAUUCAGGAAAACAAUAAAGCUAACCAGGUACCGUAGUGAGAAGAUGACGAUGAGCUACACAGAGUAUCUUGCCCAUCGUCAGCAUCAUCACUUCCAAAAUGGUAUUGGGCACCCCCUUCCACCGUACAACCAUUAUUCCUGACACUGAGCCGCAUGACCAGUCACUGGACCUCUCUGCAGACCUCUUCCCAGGAGACCCUGCCCCUUCUUGGUCUAGCUAUCUCUAUUACUGUACCAUUUUAUGAUGAUAGUUUCCGUUGCCAUGUUGAGGCUUCUUACUUGGUUAAGCUCAUCAUGGCAACGGGAGGGAAAACUGCAUUACUACAAAGAUCCCAUACUUUUUUUAUUAUUGAAUCACUGCAGAUUUUUUUGCAGCAUAUAUAGCCCUUGGGUUUUUUAUGAAAUUUUAAAUUUCUACUUUGUUAACAUUGAAUUAUAUCAAUCAAGGCUUUCUGUGACUGUGGAUGGAAGGAAGAGUUUAAGGAUUACAGUUAGGGAUGCUUUGCUUAGCAAAAAGGCGUUCAUGGCUUUUGCAUUAAUAGGUGUGACAGGGAAUGAAACAUAUCAGAUUCAGGUAUUAUACUAGACAAUGAAUUGCAUUUUCAUAACGUUCUUAAUAAUGUUGUGCGUACAAUAUCUCACCCCCACAGUAAAGAUUUUUGUGUAGCUAUGUACAUGAUCUUCAGAUCCAGCACAUACAGCCAAAACGUCAAGGCUGACAUACAAAAUGCUUUUUUGGACGAAGAGAAGCAAUUACAUGUACAAUGAGAGGUGAUGUUAACACGGCAGCAUUUUCAGAAUCAAGUGGUCUAAUUGAUAGGGCAUGACAUAAUCCAGUAGGCUACCAGAUACCUUUGUCUCCCAUUCUGUGCUGGGAAUCAAGGGCAAUCCAGCCCUGUCAAGACUAGUCAUAAUAAUGCAUUUGUAAUGAGAUGAUGCCUUUCUGAUGAUCUCAAAUUAGGAGUGACAUUCAUUUUUAAAAACAGGUUGGUGAGUAGCCAAUGUCAUAUUAGGAAGAAAAUGGAUUUAGAUUUUAGUGCCUUUGACUAUGACAUAACUAUAUACUUAUAUAUAAAAUUCAUAGAAAAAAUAUAGCAAAUAUGCCAGACAUUCUAGCAAACUAUAUUGAGUCUGCUCUGGUGUCAGGUUUCUGGGGAUUUUUUUUUUUUAAAGUGAGAUUUUUUUUUUUUAUAGCAAACCUAUUUUGGAAAAGAAAAAUCCCUGUUUUGUUCUCUCUUCUGCUUUUGAACUUGUUGAGUUUUAUCAAGUCAUGAGUAGUUAGAUAAAGUUAACUAUUGUUUAAAAAAAAAGAAAAAAGACUGUUGUGAAAGAGCACAGGACAAGUAUGCCAUAAUUUUACAUGUUUUCAUCUAUUGCAGGAAUAGUACUUGAGAGCUGUAAGUACUGUGUAAUAAUUCUGAUACCCCUCCACACGGCAGAAGAAAGAAAACUGAUUGCAACUUUUUCCUGCUGUAAAAAUAGGAAUUAGUAAAAGGUAUGCGUGGUGUAUUUGCAAGCCCAGUUUAUGGUAGGAGCUAGCUCCUUGCUCAUGUGCCUGCAGAACUCCCACUAAUACCUGUUGUAGUUCAGUGCGUAUUCUAGGGGACAAUACACGCCAUCUGUUACAGAAAAGACCUUCCUAAUAUGAGUAAGUAAAACACAGUAAGCAGAAAUUCCAGUUAUUUUGAAUAAUGAAUGUUUGUAAAUACAUAGAUAUAUAAAAUUCAAAUAGAUAAAAUCAAUUAAAAUUCAGUUGUUAAA
Molecule: messenger RNA, 3070 nt
Organism: Harpia harpyja (harpy eagle)
Lineage: Eukaryota; Metazoa; Chordata; Aves; Accipitriformes; Accipitridae
Gene: AMMECR1
Product: AMMECR nuclear protein 1
Exons: 7
Coding region: 456-1451 (331 amino acids)
Cellular component (GO): nucleus
Source: RefSeq, a predicted model, not a curated record